Dermacentor albipictus is the source of this 1294-nucleotide messenger RNA. The record is from RefSeq and is a predicted model, not a curated record. Lineage: Eukaryota; Metazoa; Arthropoda; Arachnida; Ixodida; Ixodidae.
CAGGACGCUCAAGAAAAUGUUCGUGAACGCAAAGACGGGAAAAUUCUUCGAUAAAGGAGACAUCUUCCAUAACAAGGUUCUGGCCCAGACGCUCAGGAACAUCUCUGGCAACCCGCUGAAGGGGAGUUCUCUGUCCACAGGCCCGUUGGCUGAAGCCAUGUUGGGCGACAUCAACAAGGAUGGCAACGAGCACAUGACCCUGACCGACUUGAAGAAUUACGAACCGUGGGUCGUGAGAGCGCAGAGCCUGCAGCUGUCCAAUGAGGAACGCGUACUUGUGCCUCUGCCGCCCUCGGGCGGAGUGUUAACGGCCUUCGCCCUCUCCAUCAUAGACAACUUUCGCAGUAGUGCCGGUCUUCUGCCCGACGACGUCUUGUCCGCGCACCGUGUGGUCGAAGUCCUGAAGUUUGCCUACGGGACACGCCCGAAGAUGGGCGACCUGCGGAAGGUGCCGAGGGUGUCCUCGCUCAUUAGCUCCAUCAUGAGUCCGGACAGGGCCACGGAGAUCGCGCAGAAGAUCAGCAGCAAGCCUCACGCGAAUGUGCAGGAUUAUGGCCUCGACUCCGUUAGCGCGGAAGACCACGGCUCGGGCCAGCUCGUCAUCGUAGCGCCCGACGGUGACGCUAUUGCGAUGACGAGCACCAUCAACACCGCUUUCGGAGCACUGGUUGCGUCCAGUUCAACUGGAAUCAUUCUCAACAACCAGAUGCACGGCUUCUCGGCGCAGGGCACUGCAGACGUGUACGGCUUCCCGGCUGGAAAGGAGAACGACAUCGCACCAGGCAAGAGUCCCAUGUCCUCCUUGACGCCCCUCAUCGUAGUCAACCGAUCUGGCGACGUGCUCUUCGUCGGGUCUGCGCUGGGCGGGACGAAAUGCACCUCCGCCUUGACGCAGGUCGUGGUGAGGACCCUAUGGAUGCAGCACACAGUCAAGGAGGCCAUUGACGCAGGUCGCCUGCAUAACCACCUCUUGCCAGAGAACGUUGUCAGGUACGAGAAGACCGCGGACAAGGACGUGCUCUGGUGGCUCAAGAUGCAGGGUUACGUGCUGGCCUCCGACCAGUGGCAGGGCGACGUCAUCGCCGUGCAGCGCGCCCAGUCGGAAAAAGUCUACCGCGAAAACUACGACUUCCGACACACGAGCAGCGGGGCUCUCGACGGAGCUUAACUGUAAACAGCACCACUUUAUAGACAGCCCAGUCAGGAAGCGGCAGAACGCUUCCUGCGUUUUCUACAUCCCUCUAACGGGACAUACGUGUCAUAAUUUUACGCUUCAAAUAAAUGUACAAUAUUU